Messenger RNA from Alternaria ethzedia, 573 nucleotides. RefSeq lists its product as uncharacterized. Gene Ontology annotation, biological process: formaldehyde catabolic process. Lineage: Eukaryota; Fungi; Ascomycota; Dothideomycetes; Pleosporales; Pleosporaceae. The record is from RefSeq and is a predicted model, not a curated record. Gene Ontology annotation, molecular function: zinc ion binding; S-(hydroxymethyl)glutathione synthase activity. The transcript has a single exon. Bases 1 to 573 code for a protein of 190 amino acids.
AUGCCGUCCAUCCAUCCCGCCAUCGACAACGGUAUCAAGAAGGGCGACCCCAACUUCUCCGGCGGCAAGCUCUACUGCCAUUGCCCCACCAAGAAGGUCGAAGUUACCCUCGCUGGCAACGUCGCGCACAACCACGCCUGCGGCUGCUCGAAAUGCUGGAAGCCAAAGGGCGCGCUCUUCUCCGUUGUUGGCGUUAUCUCUAAAGACAACGUCUCCGUGACUGCCAACGGCGACAAGCUGCACAUCAUCGACGAAUCAGCGGCCAUCCAGCGCAAUGCCUGCAAGCAAUGCGGCGUCCACCUCUUCGGUCGCAUCGUCGUCGACCAUCCAUUCAAGGGCCUUGACUUCGUCCACGUUGAACUCAGUGACAAGAAGGGAUGGCAGGAGCCGCAGUUCGCCGCCUUCGUCAGCAGCAUCAUCGAGCAGGGUUUCAACCCAAAGGAGAUGGACGCCGUGCGAGAGAAGUUCAGGAAGGAGGGUCUGCAGACAUAUGAUGUGCUUAGCCCAGCGUUGAUGGAUCUCAUCGCCACGUACACGGCGCAAAAGAGCGGGAAGCUGUCUUCGAAGUUGUAG